This is a messenger RNA of Cornus florida, 588 nucleotides long. RefSeq names its product amino acid transporter AVT1J-like. The transcript is spliced from 3 exons. Lineage: Eukaryota; Viridiplantae; Streptophyta; Magnoliopsida; Cornales; Cornaceae. The coding region runs from base 1 to 588 and encodes 195 amino acids. Gene Ontology annotation, cellular component: plasma membrane. The record is from RefSeq and is a predicted model, not a curated record.
AUGCCUACUGUCUGGUUCAACGACCUCAGUGUUCUGUCUUGUAUCUCUGCCACUAGAGUGCUGACGUCUGCUAUAAUCCUUGGCUCGACUUUGUGGAUUGGUGCAAUUGGUAGGAUUGGGUUUAAUGAGAAAGGGACGACUCUACAUUUGAAGGGAAUCCCUACCGCUACUAGCUUAUAUGCUUUCUGCUACAGCGCACAUCCUGUUUUCCCUACCCUCUACACUUCUAUGGCAAACAAGCUUCAAUUUACAAAGGUUAUGAUGUUGUGUUUUCUCUUCUGUACCUUAGCGAAUAUGUCUAUGGCAGUCACCGGGUAUCUAAUGUUUGGCUCAAAGGUGGAGUCACAGCACGAUUGUUGUGGCUAUGACUCUUCCCUUUUUGGAUCUCUCAUGUCACUUGUUGGAGCUUUUCUGGGUUUCACAACAUCUGUUUUACUGCCUUGCAUUUGCUACCUGAAGAUCACAGGCAGUAGUUGUAAAAGGGUUGGAUUGGAAUUGGUGGUUGUAGGUGUAGUCAUCUUAAUGGGUAUCUUCACGGCAAUUGUUGGUACUUGGACAUCUUUAAAGGAAAUUAUAGGGAUAUUUUGA